Molecule: messenger RNA, 1059 nt
Organism: Adineta steineri
Lineage: Eukaryota; Metazoa; Rotifera; Eurotatoria; Adinetida; Adinetidae
Source: the annotation of a GenBank genome assembly
AUGUCUGCAGCAGUACAUCAAUUUUUUUUAUUUUGUUUUCUUCUUCUAAUUAAUUCAACAAAAUCUUAUAAUUUAACUUCAUGUAUUCCAAAUACAUCAUGUCAAUGUUAUCUUACACAAUAUGCAUUUAUAUUAUCAAAUUGCUCACAUACAUUAUCUGAUGUACCAAUAUUUAAUUCAACUAUAACAAAAAUUAUUGCACGAAAUGCUUUUACACAAUGGCCAAGUCAAUUAUGUAAAUAUUCCAAAAUUCAAAUACUUGAUUUAAGUGGAUCCUAUUUCGAUUCUGAAUUCGUCGAUAUCUCAUGUUUAACUCAACUCAUACAUUUAAAUUUAAGUAAUACCAAAUUAACUAAAAUACCCAAUUUUCAUAAAAAUUUUUUAAAUUAUUUACAAAUACUUGAUUUAUCAAAUAAUAAUAUAAAAAUUCUUGAUGGUCUUGCUUUUCAAUCGUUAAAUUUAAUUUCAUUAUUAUUACAAAAUAAUCCAAUGGAAUCUAUUGAACAUUUAGAAAUUUUAUUCAAUUUAACAAAUGUUGAAUUAAUUAAUUUACAUUCAUCAAAUUUCGAUGUGACAUUAAAACAAUCGUUAACUAUUGAUCAAUGGAUUGAUAUAUCACAUCAAUGGGAGACUCCAAAAAAAAUAUUUACUAUUCGUAUGAAUGGUAUUCCAUUACAAAGAAUUAUACCAAAGCCAGAUCAAUUUCAAAUUAUUUCCGUUGAUGCAAUGAAAAAUAUUUUAAAAAUGUUUAUUAAUUCAACAUUUAUUAGUUUAGCGAAUACACCAAUAUGUAAUUGUGCUCAUCUUCGUAGUUAUCAACGAUAUUUCUCUUAUAUUGAUUAUCAAAAAAAAUAUUCAUCACCAUUAUUUCAAUCAACGAAAUGUCUUAUGCCAGAUGGAAGCACAUACGCACCUUUGUUUGAUCGUUUAACUUAUAUUAAUCUACGAUGUCCUCUAUUAAGCAAAAUCUCGUUUUUUCCUUUAUUAACAAGUUCAUCUUCAACAAUAUAUUCUGUAUCCAUUUCAUUUUUCAUUAUUUAUUUAUUUCUAAUUUGUUAA